AUGGAGGAGCUACUAGCAAAAGGAAUGAAGAAUGCAAAAAAUGCUAUUCUUUCAGGCAAUUCAGCUGGUGGAUUGGCUGCUAUGAUCCAUUGUGAUCGUUUUCGAUCUCUAUUACCUAGCACGCCUAGAGUGAAAUGCCUCUCAGAUGGUGGCUAUUUUUUACUUGACAAUGAUGGCAAGAGAGGGAAAGUAUUGGAAUCAACCUUUGCUGCAGUGGUUAACUUACAUAAUUCAGCAAAAAUGUUGCCUUCAUCAUGUACUUCAAGAAAAUUGGAUCCAACAUUGUGUUUUUUCCCACAAAAUUUACAACAAUAUAUCAAGACACCACUUUUCAUAAUCAAUUCUGCUUAUGAUUCAUACCAGAUAAUAUUUACCGUUAUACCCUCCGCACAGAGAGCUGACUUUAAGGAAAAUUGUAUGCUAGAUUUCAAUAAUUGCUCUUCCGAUCAGCAAAAGAUGUUACGAGAUUUUGGGGCAGAAUUUGUAAGUGCAUUACCAAACUCAUACAGCCCUUCACAAAGAGGAAUGUUCGUCAACUCUUGCUUCAUACAUCUACAAAUUUCCUACAGUACCAGCUGGACUAGUCCUUUACUCAUGGUGAACAAUAAGACAGUUGCAAAGGCAUUUGGUGACUGGUUCUUUGAACGAGAUCUCUGCCGAGAGACGGUCAAACUACAAGAUUUGCCACAAAUAUGUCGUCCACCCCCUCAACCGGCUCAAGGUCAACGCGAAGACCCCCCAAAACGACUCUGA
This is a messenger RNA of Lycium ferocissimum, 753 nucleotides long. RefSeq names its product pectin acetylesterase 8-like. The coding region runs from base 1 to 753 and encodes 250 amino acids. The record is from RefSeq and is a predicted model, not a curated record. Gene Ontology annotation, molecular function: pectin acetylesterase activity. Gene Ontology annotation, cellular component: plant-type cell wall. NCBI's taxonomy places the organism in Eukaryota, Viridiplantae, Streptophyta, Magnoliopsida, Solanales, Solanaceae. Gene Ontology annotation, biological process: cell wall organization. The transcript has 8 exons.